Molecule: messenger RNA, 309 nt
Organism: Haemonchus placei
Lineage: Eukaryota; Metazoa; Nematoda; Chromadorea; Rhabditida; Trichostrongylidae
Source: the annotation of a GenBank genome assembly
AUGGACGAAGCCGCCAAGACUGGAAAGAGCAUUCGCAAAGCCCGACGGAGCUUCGCCAAUUACAAGACCAAGAUGACUUCCCUUCGUUGUCCCGACGGAACAGUUACUGCAUCUCGAAGGGCAGUGAAGAAGAUCAUCUACGUCUUUUACUCGGAUCUCUUCGAUAGCCACGUCUACCAGCCUACCCAACAUCUUGGGCAAGACGAAUAUAUCGCUCCUCCGGCUCUCCUUUCCGAAAUACGGUAUGCCAUCCCGUCGAUGAAGAACUGUACGACGCCCGGUACCGAAGGAUCAAACCAGAACAUCUGA